Molecule: messenger RNA, 756 nt
Organism: Monosiga brevicollis MX1
Lineage: Eukaryota; Choanoflagellata; Craspedida; Salpingoecidae
Exons: 4
Coding region: 1-756 (251 amino acids)
Source: RefSeq, a predicted model, not a curated record
AUGGUUCCCGGGUCCAGUCAGCCUGCCAAGGCAAUGGGCUGCGAGGAAGACUUUGCUGUGGCUGAUAUUGUAGCGGCAGCUGACGUGGAAACGCCCAUUCCCUCGGCCCGCCCCUCGGCCGCUGUUCACAUGCACGCGCUAGAAGAGGCGGAAGAUCGUUUGGAUAGCGCUGCAUCUGCGGGGGCUUUGCCCCAACCCGAUGAGUUAUGUGGGGCUGCUGCUCCCGUGCAUCGCUUUGGCUCACCGGUGCCAGGGGAUGUUCUCCAAGCGGCGGCCAUGCGCAAGGGCAUUGAUGACAUUUGUGUCUUGGCCCAGGCGGACCAUGUUUGGACGUAUUGCGCUCGGCUGUGCCAUUGGCUCGAGGACGCUAGAACCUAUUUGCAGCAGUCUCUUGCCCAUCGGCCCACGCCACCCGUCGAUGCACUCGUGCAACAUCAUCUAGUUCCCUUCUUAAUGAAUUUCAACGCUUUGCGUGCUCAGUCACACUGGCCCGAGCAUCAACUCGCGCCUCGCAUCUCCUAUUUCUCAGCUGCCGCAUGCUUACACCACCUUAUAAGCAUGGACAUGACGGAGCGAGCUGAUGAUCCCAUUUUGGGCCCGCUCCAUAAGCUGCCUCAAUUACCGCUCAAUGACCUGGUCCAGCUCAGCUUGCUGAUGCUCCACACGCGCACCUGUGGCGCGGGACAAUGUCCGUUGUGUAACCGGGUGGGACAAAGUCUAGUGCCCGUGCAAGCGGCCGAGGACGCCCGAUCGUAG